Messenger RNA from Exophiala xenobiotica, 1757 nucleotides. RefSeq lists its product as uncharacterized. Gene Ontology annotation, molecular function: protein binding. The record is from RefSeq and is a predicted model, not a curated record. The transcript is spliced from 3 exons. NCBI's taxonomy places the organism in Eukaryota, Fungi, Ascomycota, Eurotiomycetes, Chaetothyriales, Herpotrichiellaceae. The coding region runs from base 242 to 1252 and encodes 336 amino acids.
CCAUCACUCCGUCUAUCGGCGCCAUUGACAGAACGGAUGCGGAUGACGGCUUCGGCCUCUGAUCAGACGACAAUGUUUCUUGACUUAAAUUCCGCUUUGCGUAUCGUGCUUUAUACCUACGACUGACCAUUAACUCCCAUACACUUCAUCCCUACAAUCAAGAUCUGUGCAGCCGUGGUUGCUGUUGCUAUGCUUUGCGCGCGACUUGACGCUGAUGGGCUUAAUUAGUCACUGAUUGACUAUGAUGGCUGUGGAUAGUCUGUGUCUCUACAGCUUACCCAACGAGAUUUUGGUCUCGAUACUGUCGGGCUUUGAAACCCAGGCUCUCCUUCCCUUGGUGGUCGUCUCCCGCCGUUUCCAUUCCAUCAUCCUCCGGAUCCUACACUUCCGACUCUUGCUUGCGGCAGCUUUACCAGACUGCAAGCUCAUCCUCGAGGCUUACCACCCGAGUAAGAGAUAUAGCGACCCGUACCUUUUCUGCACCUACCUUGGCACAGAUGGACUUAGUUCUAAGCAUGAAGGGGAAGGGAGUCUGUACGAAGAUUGCGCAAGUGAAGAAGGGAGGUUCGCCAAAUUGGGUGCUCUAUACAGUCGCUUCAGACCUGAGCGACCGGGUGUGCAAGGCUCAAUGCCUGCGCGACGGAUAGCUGGGUCCGUCGUGUCCCAGCAGUCAUCCUCACCCAAUCCAACGCAGCCAAUCUAUGCUGACGGAGGAGACGGUGGCUCUGCCAAGGUUGUCCACAGUCUGAACCUCGACCCGGACGAGCUCUUUGGCCAGUUUUGCGCCUACGCCAGUCUUGUCCGGCUCGGGCCACGUCGCGGCGUCUUUCUGAGCAAUGUCCAGAUCGUACAGUCCGGCCAGGGAGUCAUGAGAGUGUGGAAGCAAUGGCUACAGGAUCGUGCUCUCGAGCUCUGGCAACAUGAACAAGAUCCAGGCUCCACGAUUGAUCGUACACCAUCAUCCAGUUAUCCCACAAUUGGUCUGCACAAGAAUAUCCUAUGGACGGAUUACAGAAAGAAUGUCGGGUUACGGGUAGCGGUUCGAGCUCGUGAAGGCACGUGUUAUGGCAAGGACGCCUCGGAAUACGAUGAUUUGCCUAUGAGCUUCUCGAUCGAGAUACAGGAGCUCGUUGUACGAACAACUCAUCUGAUGCUGGCGGUUGAGGCAUCGACGCGGCCCGAUGAUGGUCAAUCAGGUAAAGCCCUGAUAUUUGGAAAUUUUGCGACUGCGGCCUCGUCAGUGGGCACGUAAGAAGGCUUUCCCUUCAGCAAUACAUCGUCACUAUAUACAACAAGAUGCGCUGGUUUGUUCGCAUUUGCAGCGAGUGGGUUUUGGAGUCGGCGUCUGAUUCUGUCACAGAUCCGGCCUACGUCUCGUGGGAGUUGAGGCGCUGGAAUGGGUGGUGAUCGUGUAUUGGCAGGUCUAGACACAAUUUGGGCGCUGCCUAACUAUACCCCAUGUAUAGACCGCUUCGUCGAAACGAAAAUCAAGCGGGAACCUCGAUUGCAUGAUUAUUCAGGAUGAUGCAGAGUCGUCGUCAUUCGGUCGUUCGUAAAUAUCGUUACGAGGAAAGGUGGCAGAAUGCCAAUCCUGACCGACCAUGCGGCCUGUGCUGCUGCUGCUGCUGCUUCGACGGAUUUUGCCCGAACGUGCCUUUCGCCUGUUCUCAUUCAGGCUGCUCGUUGACCGUCUUCGACUUGCAGUUGCCGUCACUCAUCUCAUCAACCUGGGCCUUGGUGGCUUUACAAAGACCAGA